AUGGUGACAGCAAACAAGGCCCAGACUGGGGACCACUGCCUAGCUGCUAAUCCCGCCGCCGCCAUGAUCCCCCCCGCGGACUCUCUGCUCAAGUAUGACACCCCAGUGCUGGUGAGCCGGAACACGGAGAAACGGAGCCCCAAGGCUCGGCCACUGAAAGUCAGCCCCCAGCAGCCUGGACCCUCGGGUCCAGUUCCACAACCACCCAAGGCCAAGCUCCCCUCAACUUCCUGUGUCCCAGAUCCUACAAAGCAGGCAGAAGAAAUCUUGAAUGCCAUCCUGCCUCCAAGGGAGUGGGUGGAGGAAACACAGCUAUGGAUCCAGCAGGUGUCCAGCACCCCCAGCACCAGGAUGGAUGUGGUGCACCUCCAGGAGCAGCUGGACCUGAAGUUACAGCAGCGGCAGGCCAGGGAAACAGGCAUCUGCCCUGUCCGCAGGGAACUCUACUCACAGUGUUUUGAUGAGCUGAUCCGGGAGGUCACCAUCAACUGUGCAGAGAGGGGGCUGCUGCUGCUGCGAGUCCGGGAUGAGAUCCGCAUGACCAUCGCCGCCUACCAGACCUUGUACGAGAGCAGCGUAGCGUUUGGCAUGAGGAAGGCACUGCAGGCUGAACAGGGGAAGUCAGACAUGGAGAGGAAAAUCGCAGAAUUGGAGACAGAAAAGAGAGACUUGGAGAGGCAAGUGAAUGAGCAGAAGGCAAAAUGUGAGGCCAUAGAGAAGCGAGAGAGUGAGAGGCGGCAGGUGGAGGAGAAGAAGCACAACGAGGAGAUUCAGUUUCUGAAGCGGACAAAUCAGCAGCUGAAGGCCCAACUGGAAGGCAUUAUUGCACCAAAGAAGUGAUAAUUUCCAUAUGGGUCUCAGCAAGCACUACCCCAGCAUAAGCCUUUUGUAAUAAAAAGUUAGUUUCCUGAUUGAACAAGCCAUACCCUCCCCUAAUCACCUGUCAGAAGUCACACAAUUGCCGCAGUGCCAUCAAACGCCUGAGGUCUGUCAGUCAGGCUCCUGGUUAGACAGUGGAAGGGGAUGUAGUCCUGAUAAUCUCAGUACGUGGCUUACUAACCAGCCUUGGAGCUUGCCAACUUGAGACUUAGAAAGCAACUGCUUUCUUGUCAUCAGUCCAUGCCAUCACUUAAUUCUGGUCAAAUGAAGGUGCUUCUCUGCCCCUCAAACUUUU
This is a messenger RNA of Carlito syrichta (Philippine tarsier), 1174 nucleotides long. RefSeq names its product dynein axonemal light intermediate chain 1 (gene DNALI1). The record is from RefSeq and is a predicted model, not a curated record. Gene Ontology annotation, cellular component: axoneme; filopodium. Lineage: Eukaryota; Metazoa; Chordata; Mammalia; Primates; Tarsiidae. Gene Ontology annotation, molecular function: dynein heavy chain binding.